Chara braunii is the source of this 2783-nucleotide messenger RNA. The record is from the annotation of a GenBank genome assembly. NCBI's taxonomy places the organism in Eukaryota, Viridiplantae, Streptophyta, Charophyceae, Charales, Characeae.
ACGGACCGAUUGCGUUGGUGCUGCAGCUCCCCGCGCUUCUCCCUCCCUCUGCUCCUCUCAACCUCCAAGCUAUUCCCCCUGUCCCAUACUAAAUGCCUCCUUUCUUCUCCUACACCACCCUCCCCUACCAGCUCACGGAGGGCCCUUACCCCAUGUGCGAGUUCUCGGAGUAUUUGGUGGAGCUAACUGACGUGGAGCCGCUGCCCUUCGCCGACGAAGACACGUGGGAGUUGCACCGUGCGUUGUAUAAGUCGGUGGCGCUGGGGAUGUUCCGGUUCUUCAUGGAUCACGAAGACCACGCUAUCGAGGAGCACUUUGUCGUUUACUACAUCAUCACGCGGCCCAAGCCUGCGGGGAAGGAAGGGACGGUGGCGCUGUACCCCUUCGCCCCACUCCAGACAUUUGAUUCGGGAUUGUUAGAGCUCAUACAUCUUGAGCUCCUCUCCAUUGCGCAAGUGAUCGCGAGCAAGGAGGAGGAGAUCCAACCACGAUUGCGGACGGCGACGGCCCCGCAGAAAACAUACAACGCGGUCGUCAUCCCGGAUUACAUUGCGCAGCGCGCGCAGAGAUUGGAGGACUUCCCGGAGGAAAGGCCAUUGCGUCCUCCCUCGUCGUAUCCUCGACCAGCGCCACCGAAAGCCCCCAAGAAGAUACCGAAGAGGAAGAAACGCCACCCGUCGCCAGGAGCGCAAGGCAGCAGGAUCGGCGGCGGCGGGGAGGUGGUUCAGCCCACGCGUACGCGGAUUUAUGACCCUGUGCCUGGGAGCGCGGCGAUGCUCGUUAAAGAGACUAUCGUGCCAUCGCCGCCAAUUCCGCAUGUGCCCGAUCUCAAUCUUGAUGGAGUCGGGCCAUCAUCAGCAGCAGCAGCCGGAGGAGGAAGCCGAAUGGGAUUUCCGGAUCCCAUAUCCAGACCCCCCGUCCUCGCGGGACCUCUCCUGUCCAUUGCUGGGGGCGUCCGGUCGAGUGUUGGGCGAGUUCACUCCACGAGGAUGACUGCGAUGUCUGAGGUGGUCCAUGUGCGUGGAGUGGGUGAUGGGGAUGACGUCGGGGCCGGGUGGUCCGCUGUGGAGAGGGCUACCGUGACGUCUGCCGUAGCCGCCGUCAUCAUGCAUUGCGACAUGGAGGUCGAAGGUCAACGGCGCUGGGCACGACUACGUGCCCGGAGAAGGAAGUUGAUGCCGGUGGCGACAACUGAAACGUUGGAUAGCGCUGCCAUCUGUGAUGCCGUGUUGGAGGUGUGCUGUGCACUGGGAUGUGGGGGACUACCGAGGGCGACGCCGAGGUGGUGGGCGUCGGGCGAGAUAUACGAGAGCAGCAGCUGCAGCUUUGGGAUUGGCAGGGCUUUAGGUUUGGUGGCCGUCCGGGACGUUACUGCUGCGCUACUUGCGGUGUACAGGGAGAAGGUGGCGUGGCCGCCUGGGGUGCGGAAGGCGAUCGUUCUGCGUGCUUUUGCAGACAAGGGUUUUCCGAACUGCCAUGGGUGCAUCGAAUGCACCCAUAUCUACGUGGACAAGCCGGCGAAUGCACCUGCAGAAGACUACUACGACCGCAAGAGACGCUUCUCUGUCGUUGCUCAAGUGGUGGUCGACUUGGACUUGCGCAUCCUGGACAUGUUUGUGGGAUAUCUGGGGAGCUGCCACAACGUCCGGAUCAUCCAUCUCUCCACUCUAUGGUCGCGGGCGGCGGCGGGAGAGUUGUUUACAGGGCCUCCUGUGCUGCUACCGUUCCAAGUGCAGACGAAUGGUUAUUUGCUGGCCGGCAAUGGUUACCCGCCGAGCGAAUGGAUGGUUGUCCCGUUUGGCGGCGUGGUGCAGCAUCCCCUGGAGAGUUGUUUCGACAGCAAGCAGAAGACCGCGAGGGGGGAAGUGGAGAGGGCGUUCGGGAGACUGAAAGGAAUGUGGCGCUUGUUCCUAGGCUCACACAAGACCAACAUGGAGACCUUGCCCCAGCAGUUCGUGGCCGUCUGCAUCUUGCACAACAUCUUGAUCGACGCCGGCAUCCCUUUCGACGAGAACUUGUUGUGGGAGGUUGACGCCAAUGGAGUUCGCGGUCAGGUGGAUCUCGGGAUCCAUCGCCCCCCCAGGUCGUUGUGCAUGGGAACUUCUACGGGGAAGGCGAUCAUGCUGCAGCAGGCGCUGGCGGAGCGAAUGAUGCGGCGAUGACGGCAGAGGGACCUCGUGAGGCGGCGGGAGCUGCGGGCCGUGUAUGAUGGAGGAACGUUUGACGGCGGCAGUGGGAGGAAGCAGUGUGUGGAGAGACGACGGGCGCAGUACAUGUGCCAUGCCGUCCAAUUUUCGGUCAGCAGUGAGGGACGCAGAGCGGAGAGCGACAGUCAUGCCUCGUAGUCCCCGCGCCAUAUAUCGUCCGUUUUAGAGUUUGUUGGAAGUUUUUCCUUUUCGUUUUUCGAUCCGCGGCUUCGGGCUGGUGCGUUGAUAGUGCGGCGUUCCCUAUUAGUGUGGGCGAGUCGUUGGGCGGCGGAAGCGGCGGCGGUGGCCGGUUAGUGUGAUUAGUAGACGGCAUUGAGAUGGAGUUGUUGUCUAUCUCGAGCGGCAGUCGUGUGCAUCUCUUGGGGCUUGUUCGGGACGUCCUACGGAGAGCAAUCAUGUCGGCAGUGUGUUUUUAUAAUUCGCAAGAGUUUGGUGAUUGUUGGGUUGUGAUCGGAAAGUGUUAUUGGUUGUUGGCGACUGUUUUCCUUCCUCUCCUACGCACUCCCUGCUGCAUGGAUGGAAUGCUGACGUGUGAAAAAAAUAAGUCUGCGAGCGCAAUCAAAUGGUGUUUACAUG